Molecule: messenger RNA, 411 nt
Organism: Acanthocheilonema viteae
Lineage: Eukaryota; Metazoa; Nematoda; Chromadorea; Rhabditida; Onchocercidae
Source: the annotation of a GenBank genome assembly
AUGUGUCGAAAGGUGAGAAAUUCAACAGGUAAAUGGCAUAUGCCACGGUUAAAAUCAAUAUUUAAAGGAACUUUACGAUAUGCAUCAGUAAAUGCAAUAAUUACACAUCAGUGUGGACCGUGUGAUGAUAUGAUGGGAUGGAUUUAUUCAAUUAUUGAAUUGGCAUUAUCAAAAUUACCAUGGGCAAAAAGUGCGCUCCGUGAUAUGGUACAACAAAAGUUAACAAUUACCGGUGAACAGUUAUGUGCUCAGAUGCCACCACCAUUUUUGCAAUGUCAUAAUUAUAUUCAAAGUUUAAAACCAACCGAAAUGCCACAUCAUAAUUUUAUCAAUCAAUGCCUCAAACGAUGUAUUCCAUUGAAUGUUAAACCAAAUGAUCCAUAUGAUUGGGAAAUUAUCAACAAUACUUAA